Messenger RNA from Saccharomycopsis crataegensis, 2601 nucleotides. RefSeq lists its product as uncharacterized. The coding region runs from base 1 to 2601 and encodes 866 amino acids. The record is from RefSeq and is a predicted model, not a curated record. The transcript has a single exon. Lineage: Eukaryota; Fungi; Ascomycota; Saccharomycetes; Ascoideales; Saccharomycopsidaceae.
AUGUUCUACCCAAGGCUACUAUCCAGAAUAUUGAAGCUCCAGGGGACCCCUUUCAAGGCUUGUGUGAAACCUAUUGUUCUACUAUCAUGUCGUCAGCUUCUCGGGGGAUCACGACACUACUAUAGCACCACGAAUAUUUUUCAGACCGUCGUCAAUAAUCAAGAAAUAGAAAAAGAUCAAUACUUUCAGCAUUGCAACGACCUUAUUGUGGCCCUGGAAUACAAAAAACUCCAGAAUGAGUUUAGUUCGGGGAAAAUAUUCGAAAAAUUUGGAGCUGAAAUUUCCAGACCAAUGAAAAUCAUCCAUCGAGUGGCAUUUGUCAAUCACGAUGUCAAGCUAGGAUUACGGCUUUUUCAACAGUAUUUCCCUCAAGAGCUCCGGGAAAAAUUAUCACCCAAUGACCGUUUCUUGUUGAUAGAAUUUGAGUUGCCGCUCUUACUUUUUUGCAAGAAAUUUUCCGUGAUUUAUGGUGAACGAUAUCCAGAAAUCAUGGAACUAGUGGGGACUAUAGGGAAAACUCCUGAUCAAAUCAUUAAUAGUUUGACCAAGGUGUUACAGGCAAUGAUGGUGAAGCAGCGCUUCCUAAGGGCUAAACAGUUUUUCCUCGGAAUAAUUGCUGAGAACUACGUUACGGAAAAACAAUUGACAAUUCUUUUCAAAAUCUUUAUGCAGUUCCCGAUCCAACCUACAAAGAUUAAUGAACUCUUGGAACUCAUCUACAAUAAAGCCUCAUUCCCGUUUAGUCCUGAAUUGACGGUUUCCGUGCUAAGGUAUCAUCGGGCUACGAUGAACCUUGAACAAUAUCAUGAACUAUAUGAAAAAUACGGUUCCAAAUUACUCCCAUAUCAACAAGUAAUGUUAAAGAUCGAUAAUGAGGUACUAAGUUUGAUCAGGGAAAGAGAUCUCAUCACCCUCUAUGAUAAUAAUACCAAAAUUGUCAAUAAAAAGAUUGCCGAGCAAUCAUUGACGAUUUUCAAAUUGAUCCACCAGUUUCUCGUCACCCUCAGUAACGAACCAAGGGUUAAUCCCGAGAAAAAGUUGGCGAUCCGUCAACAUUUCCUUGUUACAUUGUGCAGUACAUUUGCCAAGAAGUAUUAUUUCAAAGAUUUGAUGAAAGUGCGAAGAAUCAUGAAUACCGAACCGUUGACGACAUCGCAAGAGAAACUUUUCAACCAAAAUUUAGGUUAUUAUUUUCUCGUGACCCGGCAAUUCGAAACUCACAUUUUAUUUUUACGGGAAGUCGUUGCCAAAAAUGGUUACCAAGUGCUUCUGAAAGAGGAUAUUAGCCAAUUAAUCCAGAAUUAUAAAAAAACCUUCCGACUGAGAAAGUUUUUCUUGGGAUCCCCGAAAUAUCGGGAGUAUCGCAAGAUCAAAGAUCUCCUUGAAUCCUUUGAAAUGAUCUACUAUCCCAGUAAGGCUAAGGAUUAUGACAGGAUCAUCUCUAUUUUGGAUAAAGGGUUCCUCCCUGAAGUCAACAACUUUGUGGCGUGUCUCCAUCAACAAAUAUAUCAGCAGGACAUAUCCAAAGUCACGAUGUUGGUAGAAUUUUUCAAAAAACUAAAAGGUCAAUACUCUUUUGGAACAAAAUUAUUUUUAAUGAAGUUCCAGAUUUUCCAGUACUUAAGGAACCUUGAAGCUGCCGGCAAGUUGAAGAUGAUAUUAGGACCCGCUUUCACCAAGUUUGAAAAAGGAAAGGGAGUCAAUCAAUUCAACUUUAAUGAUGUGGAACUUAGGUUCACUAAACAGGAGACAUUGGCUGAUGAUGAUAAUGACACCAUCCCAGAAUUUCAAAACCAAGUCAAACAGGAGUUGGAAAAAAUGUUGGCGGGCUUUCUAGAGAAAAAUAAAUCCACAUUGACGUUGUUGGGCAAGGUCGAAGUUGGGCUUUUUGCCAGGUCCCUCAAAUUGUACGAGAUGCUGGCAGAGAUCAUGGAAAGCUGUUAUACCAUGAUGAUUGCCAGGCAAGCGUCGGUGGUAGAGGGGGUGGAUGCGAAGAAGGGGGUGGAUGAUCCCGAUAAAUUCAUGAUCCAAAAUAUCUUGCGAGAAAAAAUCUAUUCGACGUUGUUGAUCGAUUAUAAAUACUUGUUAGACCCAAAAAAAUUCUUGGAGACUUUGAAAAGAGUGACUAAAGACGCCCAUCUAAGAGUAUCUCCGAAAUUUGCUUAUCGUAUCAGCACAGAAUUGAAACAUUAUGUUAAAUUGAAGAAUUGGCAAUAUAGAAAAGACUAUGGGAUCCUAAUGACGUAUCGGUACAUUGAGAAAUUCGAUGAUUUGUUAUUAGCGGACAUCAAGGACACGCUUGCGAGAUUGCGACUCGUUAAAUUAUCCGAGGAGCAGCGUUUUGAGUUAGUUGAUGAUUUCGAGCAGGUGAAAUUGUUUGUUGGGAAGUGCUACAGGUAUCAACAGAUGUUGCAAGCUAGGGCAAAAAACGAAAUAUUAUAUCGUGAGAAAUACCUGAAUCUUUUGAUGGAUAUGGUGACUGAGUGGUCAAAAUUGCAACGUUUGGACAAGAUGGAGGUGCUUCGAGGGGAAGAAUUAGGAAACAAGGUAUUGCAAGAAGAAUCAGGAUAUCCUGAAAAGGAAGAGGAAUAUGAGUUAUGA